CAGUUGCCUGCGCUAUUUCAGAGAGUACACUUCACGCUUUCGCGGUUACAAAAUUUAUUUAUUUACAAUAAAUAAUAAAUUGCAAAAAAACAAUGUUGCGAUUUCUACAAAUCUCAAUUAUAUUUUUAUUCGCAAGCAUCUGUACCACAGCAGCACAAAUGAAAGAACCGCCACUAUUUCCAAAUUGUAUAGGCGAAAUUUGUUUUUGUAGCCGCAAUACACAUGAGGCAGUCUACAAUGGUAUUAAAUAUUGCGCCCCAGAUGGUAAAGAGAGUUGUCCUGAUCACGCUGUACGAUUGUCACAGGAAGUUUGUGAAUGCAGAAAAGGCUAUCGGUAUCUCAGCAAUAAGCGAACGAAAUGUGUGCCAGAGCGUACGAAGCAACCCGUCCCAACAACACCAAUAACAGAUAAAACAACAAUAACAACAACAACAACAACAACAACAAAUAUUACAACAACACCCGCUACUGUAAUUACAACAACAAGCAUAGAACCUAACACUACAAGAUCGAAAGAGCCAGGAAGUAACAUAUUUUACAUAUAUAUUGGUAUUUUAGUAAUCGCAAUUACGGCGCUAUCGUUAAUCGUUCUUUUGUAUAUUGAACGAAAACAGUAUUGUUAAUAAGUAUGUAUACUAUUAUACAGUUAAUUUGUCAGUUUGAGUCCAAAAAGCACAUGCAUAAAUAGAACACCAUAAAAGUACACAUGAAUUUAUUGUAUAUAUAAUUUUUUUUUAUAUUUUUUAUAUAAUUGCACAAAUGUCUGAAUAUAAAAUAAAGUAGAGUAAGUGUAAACAAAACCUCGCAAAAUAUGAAAUAAUUUAGACCAAAACAAAAGUAAUUCCUUUUACUUGAUUUCUUAUUUGCGAUACUCUUAUAACUGAGUUCACGCUCUAUCAUUUGCCUGACGAGUUCUCUGUUUCGCCCUUUUAUUAUUUUAUUAUAUUACUUAAAGGCAAAUAAAAAACCACUGUGUGAGUUUGCGGUUUCCUCGAUCGGACUAUGACUAAAGGCAAUGACUAAAGUAUUCUGAAAAUACAUUAUAUACUUAGAAGCCACGCCGGUUAUCGCACUUGUGCAUUAUUUACUUAUGAAACAAUCGCUAAUAAGCGCGGCAAAACUACAGCAUUCAAGUAUACUUACAUAACAUAUAUUUAAUUUUACAUACUUGUAUGUAUGUAUGUUAUAUCACACCUAUUUAUUACACGGGUCAACAAUAAAAUAAUUGUUGUUUGUCCUAAACUUUA
Molecule: messenger RNA, 1247 nt
Organism: Bactrocera oleae (olive fruit fly)
Lineage: Eukaryota; Metazoa; Arthropoda; Insecta; Diptera; Tephritidae
Source: RefSeq, a predicted model, not a curated record